Messenger RNA from Chroicocephalus ridibundus (black-headed gull), 2953 nucleotides. RefSeq lists its product as uncharacterized. The record is from RefSeq and is a predicted model, not a curated record. Gene Ontology annotation, molecular function: histone binding. The transcript has 14 exons. Gene Ontology annotation, biological process: CENP-A containing chromatin assembly. Gene Ontology annotation, cellular component: chromosome, centromeric region. Lineage: Eukaryota; Metazoa; Chordata; Aves; Charadriiformes; Laridae. Bases 1 to 2421 code for a protein of 806 amino acids.
AUGGACCUGGACGAGGGGCUGCGGCGGAGCAACGCCCGCUUCCGGGCCUGUAUCAACGGCAUCUUGGAGCGGUAUAAUCAUCCUUUUGAAGAUGAUUUACUCAUUUCCAUGGAAACUCUUACUUACAAUACGCCUGAUGGACCAAAACAAUGGACGGAAGUGUCAACCAAGAAACUUAGACAAUGGAAGAAGGAAGUACUUCAGCGUAAUAGAAAUCAAAGGAAUGCAGAUAUCUCAAAACAACAGACUUCUGAAGCAACAGAUUUUGAAGAUGGACAUUCAACAAUACAUCAGUUCCCCACGUGUAGUGCAUUAUUUUAUGAAAGAUGUGUCUUUACCUACCAGGUGUCUCCUGAGGAAUCUCAUGUGGAUGCAUCUGACAUAGAUGAAGAAAGUGAUGCUGAUAUAGUUUCAGUAAGAAGAAAAUUUGAAGACAUUCACUUCCAGAAUGCGUAUGUACAUGAUGAGAAUACUCAAGAGAAAGGAACCAUUCAACUGGAUGCGCUAGUGCAAGACGAUGCUAGAAAAAUUCCCAAAUGGAUUACGAGAGUACCUCAAGAGGUGUCAGAAGGUCCUCAUUUAGCUUCACCACAGCAAGAACUUAUUGGCAACCAAGUCGCUGUUUGCAGAGAGAAAGUAGAGUUGUCAAAUAAAUAUUUUUCAUCCAGACCUCUACAGUUACAAUUUUCUGCUGUUCACAUUUCACCAAAUACAAUAACCGUACCCAGGCAUCGACCUUCUCCAGAACUGAAUAAAACUUGCUAUGAUAGUAUCUUGGAAGAAUACCAGUCUGCAGAUGAGGAAUGCUCCUGGAGCAAUGUAACUCUUGCAGACUUGUAUCCGGCGAUGGUAGAGGUACUUACAAGGCUCAUGACAAAGCAAUCUCAGAGAAGAGCGUUAAAAUACAUAUUUGGACAAUUAAGGCACAGAAGAUGGCAUUCUAGAAGACCAAAACUCAAUGUCACUGUAGACAAAAUAAGAAGGUUCAGACCUCUCAAACUGAAGAAUGCACUACCCAGCAUAUGCAGCAGUAGAAGUGAAGACAUCCAGAAUCAAACUUUCAUAAAUGAGAACAGAGAACUUUGUGAUGACAAGUGUUCCAGUAAUAAUUUAUCUGGUCUAGUACCUUAUUCUUACAUUGAUACAAAUGAAAUCAAAAUGGACUACUCUUCCUCAAGUUUAGAACAUCAUUUGGUAUCUGGAAAAGGCCAGAAAGUCUCCAAACAGACUUUUCCUAAUGAUAUGGCUAAAAUGGGAGAGACAUUUCUAGUUGAAGAUGAGUCACAGACUACUGUCUCGCUGAAGAAUUCAAAAUGCAAAGAAAGUGAAAAAUUGGCUUACAAAUGUUCCUCAGAAUACCAUUUUAUAACACCUGCUGCCAGUUCAGGGUCAACAGCACUUCAUCUGGAAAAAGAGAGUAAAACUCAAAAAAUUGACUUUCUUUGUGGUGAUACCUCAGAGUUGUGUUCAUCUACUUGCAGUUCCUAUGGCAAUAGUAACACUUUUACACCCGUCACAAACUGUUCUCUUGCAAGAGCAUCAAAUACUUUGCUCAUAAAUCCUGAAAAAAUAAUUUCUGAGGGACGAAUUUCUUCCCAGCGCAAGCACUCAUUUUCUUCAUUGUCUGUGGUGCAGAGUCCUUCAAAGAUGCCUCAUAAAUACAAAGAUGCAUUUGAAAAACUCUACUACAAACUGUGUUCCAAAGACAUCCAGAAGCCUUUGAUAUUGACAAGACCUCUUUCAAAUUCACAGAACCUUGAAGAGAAAGGAAGAUUAGUGAAGAGUAAUUUAAGUGAUUCUGUGAGGUCCAAUAUGCAGUUUGGUAGAGAAUUUGACACCAUCUAUGAGCAAUUGUGUAGUGAGACUGUUCCAAAACUUCCUGUGUUUCAGAGAGCUUCAAAUUUAAGGAAAUACGAAGGGAUACACAUGUCUGAAACUGUAAAUGCUCUUGUUAACUCACCUGUUCGAACUUUAUCUGCAAUUCCCAGAGUUAAAAGACUAGGAAAUUUUCAAAAUGAUCUUCCUUGUUCACCAGUAAAGAGACUGAAAAAUAUACCAGAACAUUACUUUCCUUCAACAAAAUGUCAACAGACUUCUCACAGAAAAAAUGCUAAUCUUCAGACAGUUGGCAUGGAUUUUUUGAGCACAUACAGUUGCAGUAACCCCAGCUUUUUUGACAGUCUCAACUGUCAGAGUCAGGACUCUGGAUUUCAUGUUUCUUCAGAUAAAACUUUUCUUGCUAUUCCUGGUACUUCCCUACAAGAAUCUGGGAUUGCAGAUGGCCAGUCUGUUCGGUUCUCAGCCAUGAAGAAUUACAGCUGUCCCAAAAAUGCACAGAAGAGUCACCAAGGGGUAUCCAGAAAACUAAGUUACACUGAUGAGAGAGACCAAAAUCCUAGCAAUUCCUUGGAUGACUUCUAGAUCAAAGCUCACCAAGAAGCACUCGUGGAUGACUACAUUGAUUUUUAAAGUUUGGUUUUGUUUUGUUUUUCUUUCCUCUUCCAAGAACCAAGGAUGUGUUUUAUAUAUAUACAUAUGUAAUACACAAUUAGUCCUGACUUAUACGUCCCUGUAGGAUAAAUCUUCAGGAACUGAUUUGUCCCUUCUGGCAGGGCACUUCUUACUCCUUUGGCUUCAUCAGGUAUUGCAGGGAAUCACAGUUGUUUUCUAUGGCCAAGUUUAAAUUACGUAUUUAGUAGUGUUUAUAAUAACAGAAUGUGAUCUGUAUUAACUUUUAAUCUGCUGAUAAGCUUUGAUUCUUAACGUAUUAAUAAUAAGUAACAAGCUCUUUCUGCUGCAUUCCUGCCUAUUCAUGCUUUAUAGAUGUAUCAGCAUUAAAUGAAAAAAUCUAAACUGGGCUGGAUGAUGCAACUGCAGUAUUAUAUGUUGCGACUUGUAAUAUGCCUGCAAUUAAAUUUUUAUGUUAAAUUUUCUAAGUCACUCACCAACGCUG